Messenger RNA from Wasmannia auropunctata (little fire ant), 1729 nucleotides. Its product is annotated as probable G-protein coupled receptor CG31760. Lineage: Eukaryota; Metazoa; Arthropoda; Insecta; Hymenoptera; Formicidae. The record is from RefSeq and is a predicted model, not a curated record. Gene Ontology annotation, cellular component: membrane. Gene Ontology annotation, molecular function: G protein-coupled receptor activity. The transcript is spliced from 8 exons. Bases 3 to 1289 code for a protein of 428 amino acids. Gene Ontology annotation, biological process: G protein-coupled receptor signaling pathway.
UCAUGUAUCCCAGGCCAAACAUCAUCACGUGCACCGUGCGCGUAUGGCUGCGAGAAAUUGGCUUUUCUCUCACAUACGGGGCACUCAUGCUCAAAACCUGGCGGAUAUCCGUGAUCUUCCGAGUGAAAUCAGCGAAGGCCGUGAAAAUAACGGACGCGAGCCUGCUGAAGCGGCUCGGCAUCAUCGUCCUGACGUUCAGCGUGUUCCUGAGCAUAAGGACCCUGGUCGCGCCGCCCGUCGUGAUCGUCGCGCGGACCGCCGACGAUCUCAAAGCGUAUCUCUGCCGAACUGACUGGUGGGACCACAGCUUCACCACUCUCGAGGUGAUGUUCCUCGUGUGGGGCAUCCGGUUGUGCAUCGUAGUAAGAAAGACUCCGUCGGAGUUUAAUGAGAGUCGAUUCAUUUCAAUGGCGAUUUACAACGAAUUUCUACUAUCAGUCUUCCUCAACGUUUCAAUGUUGUUCCUGCAAUCGCCGGCCAAUCCGGAUUUAUUGUACAUCAUAUUUUUCUGCCAUACCCAGCUUACCGUCACAUUGCUGCUCUGCCUGAUAUUCGGCAGUAAAGCUUACGUGGUGUUUCGCGACGGAGGGAAGGAGGAGACGAUCGGCAAACUUUGCGGCGCGACCGGCAAGUUCCUGGGGAAAAGCAGUCGUCCACAGGGUACUAGUAACCAGACCAACUCGAUAUCACUUCAGCAGGGUAAUUUUGCCGAAGAAAGCGACUCUGUCACGGAGGAAUUUCGCCGUUUGCUCAACCAGUUAGAGGUACUGAAGGAGAAGAACAUAUUAUUAGGAAAUCAGGAGCUGUCCAGGAAACUGGCAGCCAUGCUGGACGCUUCGAGUCGAGUCGAGGCUCAAGUAUCCACUAUUCAAGCCAUUUCGACUAGCAUCGUUCAGUUGAAUGAUCUCAAUAAAUCGACGAAGGAAACUAAUCUCGGACAAGCUUGUCAGGAGCAGACCCGAGCAGCAGCAGCAGCAGGAAACGGUUCUCAGGGUGAAAAUCGAUGUCGCGCUUGUAUUGAGAAAAACGGACUUGGGGGAAAGGACGUGCGGGAUACGUCGAAGGAUAAUGAGACGGCGGAGCCGAGGAAAAUCGGAAAAGACAUCGCCGUGUCAACAUCUUCGAAGCACGCUAUCGAGGACGCCGGUAAGGAAAUGUGUCAUGGGAAAGACGGCAAGGAAGCCGAUUCGAAGGACAAAUCCAGGAGCAAAUCCGGUCACGCCAGGACACACGCCAUAGUUAUCAACCUCGACGACAAGAGCAGAUUUUCCGAAGAAGUUACCGUGUAACCGUUACCUUACGUGAAAAAAAGGAGUAAUCCGCCCUUUCCAGCAGCAAAUCGAUCUCGGGCUACGGGCUUUCCAAGAUCAAAAUGUGCUUCGUCAGCGUGUUCGCGGAUCACAAGAUAGCCUGCACCUGUAAUUAUGUAUUAAUGUAAAAGCAAGUUAAGGCAAGGGAUAAGGCUCAUUAACCCUUUCCAGCUCUCCGAGAUGCCGCACGGUAUUAUUAAAAUUAUGCGAUCGUUUUAAUUAAGUUCCUAAGAUCGUGUUAAAUAUGUAUGUAUAUGCAUAUAAAUGUGUAAUAUAAUAUAUUAUGUUAUGUAAUUAUAAAAUAAUUACAGUAGUGUAAAAUAAUACGAAAUGUGCAUUAAACCAUGUCCCAUGAUGUUACACUAUAUUGUAUAUUAUAUUUGUCAGCGAUAUUCUAUUGUAUUAUAUUGCAAUCAGAG